CUGAGCUAGCAGCUGCGGUUGGAGCAUGGCCUCGGAGCAGGAUGUGCGAGCACAGCUGCAGCGCGCUGGCCAGGAUCAUCUCCUUCGCUUCUGGGCUGAUUUGGCUCCGGAGUCUCGAGCGGCGCUACUGGCGGAGCUCGCCUCACUGGAACCCGAUGCCCUGCGUGAGCACUGUCAGCGCGCCUCGGCUGCCUGCGCUCAAGUCCCGGGCCCUCUGCCCGACCUGGAGGCGCGCCUGCAGCCCCUGCCCCCGGAACUCGUGGGCAGCGCGAUCCGCUGCGACGUAGAGACACGCCUGCGGUGGGAAGAGGAAGGUUUCCGACAGAUUGCUCUGAACAAGGUGGCUGUCCUGCUGCUGGCCGGUGGGCAGGGCACUCGCUUGGGCGUCACCUACCCCAAGGGCAUGUAUCAAGUAGGGUUGCCCAGCCAGAAGACCCUGUACCAACUGCAGGCAGAGCGGAUCCGCCGCGUUGAACAGUUGGCUGGCCAGCGACUGGGAACCCACUGCACCGUGCCCUGGUACAUCAUGACCAGUGAGUUCACACUGGGACCCACCAUCAAGUUCUUCAAGGAGCAUGACUUCUUCCACCUAGACCCCGCUAACGUGGUCCUGUUCGAGCAGCGUAUGCUACCCGCUGUGACCUUUGAGGGCAAGGCCAUACUGGAACGGAAAGACAAAGUUGCUAUGGCGCCAGAUGGCAACGGUGGCUUGUAUAAUGCACUGGCUGACCACCAGAUCCUAGAGGACAUGAAGCAGCGGGGCGUGGAGUUUGUGCACGUGUAUUGUGUGGACAACAUCCUGGUGCGGCUGGCUGACCCAGCCUUCAUAGGCUUCUGUGUGCUUCGCGGAGCGGACUGUGGCGCCAAGGUGGUGGAGAAAGCAUACCCUGAGGAGCCUGUGGGUGUGGUGUGCCAGGUGGAUGGUGUCCCCCAGGUGGUGGAAUACAGCGAGAUUAGCCCUGAGACUGCUGGGCUGCGAGGGGCUGACGGGAGCUUGCUCUACAAUGCAGGCAACAUCUGCAACCAUUUCUUCACCCGUGACUUCCUGGAUAUGGUCACCAGGGAGUUUGAGCCCUUGCUGAAGCUGCAUGUGGCUGUGAAGAAGGUCCCGUACGUGGAUGAGGAGGGAAAUCUGGUAAAGCCGCUAAGACCGAAUGGGAUAAAGAUGGAGAAGUUUGUGUUUGAUGUGUUCCAGUUUGCUAAGAACUUCGCUGCCUUUGAAGUAUCUCGAGAGCAGGAAUUCUCCCCACUGAAGAACGCAGACACAGCAAGCAGGGACAACCCGUCCACCUCCAGGAGAGCCUUGUUGACUCAGCACUACCGCUGGGCUCUGAAGGCCGGAGCCCACUUCCUGGAUGUGCCUGGAGUCCAACCUCCUGAGCAGACUGGCUUGCUCCCAAAUGGAGACCCUCCAGCCAUCUGUGAGAUUUCACCCUUGGUGUCGUACUCUGGAGAGGGGCUGGAGAAGUACCUGCAAGGCCGAAAACUCCAGUCUCCAUUUCUUCUGGAUGAGGACCGGGCCAGGCUGCUGCAGCCACAGGAGUGCUAACCUGCUUGCUCCCAGCGUCUCCAGCCCUGGGGGUCCUCUAGGGUGCCGAUACCGCUCUGGCAGAGGCUCUCAGUAGAAAUACUGGCCUGCAGGAUACGGAAGGGCGCCUGCUAGUUUACAUCACAAGGUUGGGACCUCUUGGGUCCCCCAUGGACUGUGGUUGUCUGUGUGUGUGGUUUUUGCCUCAUCGCUGGCUCUGGGGCUCAGCAGGUUGGGGACCUUGGGAAAUGGGGCCUGAGGCAGGGUGUAAGGAGGUGUUAUCUGAGACGGCAACACAGGAGAUGCCCAGUAACAUCCGCCCUGCCAGCACCCAGGCCAGCCACAUCCUUAGCGAACAUUCAGAUAUGCCUCAUGGGGGAAUGGCUAAAGGAGCGCCCCCAGCAGCAGAACCAGUAGCUAGCUGAACAUGUCACCCAUGUGCCUAGACAUACCUACAGAAGAGGUCUGGUGCCUUGAGAACUCUGGUCUGCACACCUGAGAUGAAAGCAGUUCUCCCUGCCUUCUGUAGAUCUCUUCCCCAGCCCGAAUCUCCCAGGCAACACCCACAAGGGGGCCUGGCUAUCGCGCUGUUAAGUAGUUUCCCCCCAAGAACCAGGGGCCACACUGUUGCCUUUUGGGAUGGCUGCUGGUUCUGACUGCAUCAGGAGCACACAUCAUCCUGGUUAGUUUCUUCUCCCGAGCUUAAGCUGCCAGUUAGAGACGUAGCCUAAGUGGUGUGUGGCUCUGCCACCCAGCCUUGUUCUGCCUCUGACACUAACUCCAUUGACUGAAGGCAGGAAAAUGGUGACUCCCAUCCUUCCCUGUAACUUCACAGUGGUUAGAACAGGCUGACACCUCGCUCCAGGUGUAUGCGCUCCUGUUCAUUCCUGUCUGCUUUCCCAAAGGAGGUUGCAGGGCGAGUAGAUUUACCCUGGGGUGUGGAAGGAGUGGGUUCAGACACGGGAAAGAUGGCAGGAUCGGGCCCACAGCUGCCACUGUUGGGAGUGAGGUGUAAAAGACACACUGGGCUUUUGUUGAGCUCUGUGGUCAUCUUGCUGUCAGCCUCAGAGGCAAACAGUGUAUUUGGUGUCCUUCCCUUACUGCUCCACAGGCCUGGAGCAGGAGAUGGUCCCUGGGGAGAUCAAAGUCUCCCCUGGUGCAGGAGACGGUCCCUGGGGAGAUCAGAGUCUCAGGCUCUUCUUGAAUAAACAAUCAA
Microtus oregoni (creeping vole) is the source of this 2744-nucleotide messenger RNA. It is a transcript of the gene Uap1l1, whose product is annotated as UDP-N-acetylglucosamine pyrophosphorylase 1 like 1. Gene Ontology annotation, biological process: UDP-N-acetylglucosamine biosynthetic process. The coding region runs from base 26 to 1549 and encodes 507 amino acids. The record is from RefSeq and is a predicted model, not a curated record. Gene Ontology annotation, molecular function: UDP-N-acetylglucosamine diphosphorylase activity. The transcript has 9 exons. Lineage: Eukaryota; Metazoa; Chordata; Mammalia; Rodentia; Cricetidae.